AAGAUGGCGGCGGAGGUGGAGUAUGAGUCUGUGUUGUGUGUGAAGCCCGAUAUCAGCGUCUACCGGAUUCCGCCCCGGGCCUCCAACCGCGGUUACAGGGCAUCUGACUGGAAAUUAGACCAGCCUGAUUGGACUGGUCGCCUCCGAAUCACUUCAAAAGGGAAGAUUGCUUAUAUCAAACUCGAGGAUAAAGUUUCAGGGGAACUCUUUGCUCAGGCACCAGUAGAACAGUACCCUGGUAUUGCUGUGGAGACAGUGACAGAUUCCAGCCGCUACUUUGUAAUCCGGAUCCAGGAUGGUACUGGACGCAGCGCUUUCAUUGGCAUUGGUUUCACAGAUCGGGGUGAUGCCUUUGACUUUAAUGUCUCCUUGCAAGAUCACUUCAAGUGGGUAAAGCAGGAAUCUGAGAUUUCCAAAGAAUCUCAGGAGAUGGACACCCGUCCCAAGUUGGAUCUGGGCUUCAAGGAAGGGCAGACCAUCAAGUUGAGUAUUGGGAACAUUACAACCAAGAAAGGAGGCACUUCAAAGCCCAAGACUGCAGGGACUGGAGGCCUAAGCUUACUCCCUCCCCCACCUGGAGGCAAAGUUACUGUUCCUCCACCAUCCUCCUCAGUUGCCAUCAGCAAUCAUGUCACUCCACCACCCAUUCCGAAAUCUAACCAUGGAGGUAGUGAUGCAGAUAUCCUUUUAGAUUUGGAAUCUCCUGCUCCUGUUCCCACACCAGCACCAGCUCCAGUUUCUGCAAGCAAUGAUUUGUGGGGAGACUUUAGCACUGCAUCCAGCUCUGUUUCAAACCAGGCACCACAGCCAUCCAACUGGGUCCAGUUCUGAAUAGCAUUGGCAGGACAUUAAGGACAGAAUUGAAAAAAUGACCUUGAGGGCACCAAUCUGUGAGGGAAGUUAGGGAUCCCUACUCUCCUCAGAACCAAAAUUACUGGACAAUCUUUUUUAUAGCUUCUCCAUUGCGUUCUGUCACUCCCCUGUGUUGUUACUUGUACAGCCAAGAAAGUAUCUCUUCUCUCCUCACUAUCAAGGCAGGGGAAUAGUGGGUCUUAUCAUACACAUGGCUGACUAUGCAGUGCUCCAAAGGCCAGGGUCUCUGUGAGGGGAAAAUGACACCUAACAUCUGCAGAAUUUUUCUCCAUUUUUAAAAUUCUUUAACAUAUUUCAGAAUCAUCUCAUGACCCUUGUGUGCCUCUUUGUGAAGCCCUAUUUAGCAAUUUCAGGGGAGACAAAAGCCUUGAUACUUCCUUUUCCACUCACCCAAGAUUCUGAAAAUAGACUGACCUCAGUGUUUACAAAUACAGAAUUUUGACAGGGAUAGGAAUGAAGAAAAACCUGUGUCGCGGGUCUCUGCCAUAUGUCCUCCUCCAGGUUAAUCCUAUUCAGUGACUAUCCAGUGCUGAGUGCAGUUCCGUCACCCUCAUGUGUUUACAUGUCUCUUCCUAUGAUAAGAGGGUUGUAUUGGUGGCAUCUCCACUAUUCUUGUUUGUUGAAUAGUGUAACGUCUUUGAUCAGUGGGUGUCUCUUGGAUGAAGGAGGUUCAAGUGUUUUCCAAGUUAUAUUCUAGAGAAGUGUUUACAGUAAGUUCUCACUUAAGGAUGUCAAUAGGUUCUGUGACUUUAAGCUAAACCGCUCAUUAAAAAAACCAGUUUUAUCAUAGGCUAAUUGAUAUAAACAAGAGUUAAGUUCCUACAGCAUCUCAUCAGCAUAACAAAAUUACAUUAUUAAAGGACCUGCUGUACUUCCUUGUAGCUCCAUUUAAUUGCUGUACUUUGACCUAAAGUUGAAGGGUUAGAGUUUUUAACCUGAUUUGCAGAGCAGAGGUUGAAAGCAUUUAACUCUUGUUCAGUACCCACUUUGCCUUGCUGCCUGGGUAUCUGGUCCCUUUCCGUAAACAUUUUUCAAUCCAUCUAGCUCUUCAAUAGAAAAGCUGCUAUUACAUGAAUCAUCACUUAUGAAGGAAGCUGGAGAGUCACUGCUUUAGCUAUGAUAGGUUUUGCUCAAAUGACGGCUUUAAUACCCAUCACCCAGGGUAUCUCAAAGCAAGUUGCUCUCCCAACACUUUCCUUUCCCUCUGCCCAUCAUUCCUUCUACAAUGCUGUGAAGAGAGUUCCCUUUCUUAGAUGAUUGGGCACUAUCUGUUUGUUCAUGAACAGUUUUGAGGAUAAAAUGAAAAGAUACAAUUUCUUCCCUUAGUACCUAUUUAGAUGUGUACAUUUUGACGGAAGGGAGUCCUUAUGUUUAUUUUCAAAAUAUAUUCUCUCUCCUGGAUUUACUUCUUGACUCCUUUUAACUUUGGGUCCAUUUCUUUUCAUUGCUUCGCCUUCCAGGCAGCUCUAUUCUUAGAGAGCCAUGGCAGGACAUUUUAAAAUUCCAUAGAAAACACUAAAAGGAAAGUCUGUAGAAUCACUAGUGACUAUUGGGAACCUAUUUUCUCAAUCUUCCUUCACGUUGUGUUCUUUGUAUUCUCAAGAUGAUAAUAUAUUAUGUAUUUGAAUUGCUGAAAAGUUGAUACUGAAGUUUAAGAUUAUAUGUAUAUAAAGCAUAUGCUGUAUUGGUGCAAUAAUGGUAAUUAAAAAUGUGAAAAAAG
Molecule: messenger RNA, 2593 nt
Organism: Miniopterus natalensis
Lineage: Eukaryota; Metazoa; Chordata; Mammalia; Chiroptera; Miniopteridae
Gene: NECAP1
Product: NECAP endocytosis associated 1
Biological process (GO): endocytosis
Cellular component (GO): clathrin vesicle coat; membrane
Source: RefSeq, a predicted model, not a curated record